AUGGAGGCACCAGGGCCAGGGGACAGCAACUGGACUGGCGGGGGUGGUGAGAAGAGCUCCAAGAAAAAGGAUAAGAAGAAGGACACCGAAAAGAAGUACUUCACGGUGAAGAACUCGAAGGCCAAGUCCUCCCCUGCCGCCAGCAAGAAGGACAAGGAAAGGGAGAAGGGGGAGCGAGAUGAACGAAUUACUGCCAAAAAUCGCGGUGGCUCGCGAGACGAGGCCGAAGCGGAAUUGGAGCCGGAUGAAUCCUCCUCAGCCAGUACAACCAGUCAUACCGUGCACGACGAGCUCGAUCUCACGCUCGACGACCUGAGCACAGGAUCGGACGUGGAGGUCAUCGAAGUGCCCAUACGCGCCUACGAAGACCGAUCGCCGCCUCCGUCUCGCAACAAGCACACCGCCGUCCACUACAACGGGUCUCUUUACUUCUUUGGCGGAGACGACGGCAACUCGCGGCUUAACGACCUCUACCAGUUCAUCAUUGCCAAGAAGGAGUGGAGGAAGGUCGCCACGAGUGGCAAUCCGCCCAAGCCGCGCUACUACCACUCGGCGGUGGUGGAGGGUCCCUGCAUGUACGUCUUUGGCGGCUACACCGAUCAUAACCACAACGACACUUUCCAAUACCACUUCGGCACGCGGGAGUGGACGCAGCUGGAGUGCGCGGGCGAGGUGCCGAGUCAGCGAUCGGGCCACAAUGCGGUGAUGCACAACGGGGCCAUGUACGUGUUUGGCGGCUACGACGGCAGUAAGCGCUUGAACGACCUCUUCAAGCUCGACAUCAGUAAGCGAGAGUGGGAGGCGGUGGAGAGCACCGGGAAGGCGCCCACGAGCCGCUGCAACGCGUCGGCUGUCGUGAUCGAGGGCUCGAUGCUCGUCUUCGCCGGUCACUCGGGAGUCGCCACCAACGCCGAUCUCUAUGACUACAAUUUUGCGUCGCGCACUUGGUCGCAGAUCGAGUGCUCUGGCGAUGCGCCCUCGAAGCGGCUCGGGCACACCAGCGUCUGCAACCAGGACCACAUGUACAUGUUUGGAGGUACGGCGGCAAACAAUUUCUGCAACGAUCUGUACCGGCUCAACAUCCAGAAGAAGGAGUGGGUCCUGAUCCGAACCACCGGCCCGACGCCCUUCUCGCGCUGCUACCAUACGGCUGUGGUGGUGGACACGGUGAUGUACAUCUUUGGCGGCGCGCCACCAGACGCCCACCCGUUGGACCUCUACAGCUUCACCUUUGCGGCCGUGGAUCCGCCGUGUACGCUGAGCGAUGACAUGGGCGCGUUCCUCGAAAAGGGUGAGCUGGCCGACGUUACCUUCCUCGUCGACAAGGAGUCCAUCACCGCUCACAGCCUCAUCCUGCACGUCCGGUGUCCACCGCUCUAUGAGCUAGCGGCCCAGGAGCAGCAGCGACCAAGCGCCGAGGGUGGAAGCAGCAUCGGCGGCGGCGGCGGCGGCGGCAAGAAGCAGAAGCGGCAGGGCAAGGCCAAGGCCAAGGCCAAGAAGGACGAGUCGUCCACCUCAUCGUCGCCCCCUUCGUCGUCGUCUUUCCCCGCUUCCUCGUCCGCCGCCUUCUUCGCGCCAGUCGAGGUCGAGCUCUCCGACGUGCCCUCGGCCCAGGCCUUCCGCGAGAUCCUCUACUUUAUCUACACCGACGAGGUGCGGUUCUCCCCGAAGAUGACGCUGUCGCAGCUGUUCGAGCUGCUGGCCCUCGCCACGCGCUUCCGCCUUGACCGCUUCGUUCGCCUCUGCGAACGCUACAUCAUAUCGUCGGUGUCGCUGGACAACGUGAUCGCGGUGCUCAAGCUGGUGCAGAGCGACAAGGGCGGCGUGGUGAGCGCCGUGGUCAAGGAGUUCAGCAUCAUGUUCGUCCUGCGGCACUACCAGGACGUGAUCGUGCAGCAGGCCUUCGAGACCGUGGGUCCGGCGCUGCUGGUGGAGAUCAUGCGCCUCUACCAGCAGUUCACCGCCACCAAGUCCUCCAAGUACCAGGCGGCCGCGGCGGCCAGGCCCGUGGAGAUCCCACCGAGCAAGCUCGCCGACGAUCUGGCUCGGCUGCGACGCGACGAGACCACCUGGGACUUCACCUUCUACGUCCGCGGCAAACCGCUGGGCGCGCAUCUGGUGAUGUUGUUGGCGCGCACGGGCUUCUUCCAGGGCGCGCUGCGAAGCACGAUGAAGGGCGGCGACCUCCACACGCGCCAGAUGGCCGUCGUCAUCGGUUCGGUGCAGCCCACGCCCGAAGCCUUUGCCAGCUUCCUGGACUAUAUCUACACAGGGCGAGUGGACACUCCGCCCGAUGAAGCGGUGUACCUGCUCACGGCCUCGGGCUUCUACGGGCUCACCAACGAUCGGCUCAAGGCUAUCGCCAGCAAGCAAAUCACACAAAACCUUCACCGGAACAACAUUUUGAGGGUGCUGGAGGCGGCGAGCGACGUGGGCGCCCGGCAGCUGAAGCACUUUGUGCUGGAGCAGGUGCGCCAGCUGUCCAAGGCCCUCCUCAUCGACAACAUGACCAGCCUCGCCCCCACCAUGCCGCCCUCGUCUUCGUCAUCGUUGUCGUCGUCCCUCUCCCUCUCGCCUUCGGCCUCCUCUUCAUCAUCGUCGUCGUCCUCUUCGUCCGCCUCGCCCUCCGUUCCUCCCGCCCAGUCGGGCCUCGGCUCCGACUCCUCCGGCACUCGCCCUUGA
Acanthamoeba castellanii str. Neff is the source of this 2682-nucleotide messenger RNA. RefSeq names its product BTB/POZ domain containing protein. The coding region runs from base 1 to 2682 and encodes 893 amino acids. Gene Ontology annotation, molecular function: protein binding. Gene Ontology annotation, cellular component: Golgi apparatus. The transcript is spliced from 16 exons. The record is from RefSeq and is a predicted model, not a curated record. Lineage: Eukaryota; Discosea; Longamoebia; Acanthamoebidae.